CCGGCGUGGUACUGACGUGUCGCCGCUGCCGUAUAACUUGGAGCUUUUUUAGAAAGUGCCUGUUGGAUGGAUGUGUUUGUGUUUUUUUAAAGGAAGAAAUUCUGUGUUGGCAUUGACGUCGUGUCUUAAUGUCAGUGUAGUGAUGUGCAUCAGGUGUUUGUGACGUUGUUGGCAUUUCGUUGUUUCCUUUGGAUAUCCUUUUGUUCGGAAACGUGAGCGUCCGGCCCGUGACCGUAUGCUACGUUGGAGUCGAUCCAGAAAACGAAGCGAGAAGUGUCGUAAAGUGUCGAACAGUGUUUUUAUCAGUGACGUAAAAUGCAAGUGUAGAUGAAAACAACAAUAAAAUAUUUGCAGUGAAUGUGUAAUAUAUGGUCGGACAGAUGAUGUGGUUUAAGAGAGAGUCGAAACCGACCGUCGUUAAAGGUGAGAAUGGAGUGGUUAACAAACUUAGAAGGAAGAAACCAGUUAUACUGAAGGCGACUAGAGAGUCCAGUGAACGGGAAACUUCGACAGAGAGUGACAAAGAGAGGAGACGGUAUUCCGAUAUACUCGACGUCGUUUCCAUAGAGAGACGAGAUGAGAGCGACGAAUCAUUGUACGAGUCCGCGGAUGGGCACAGCGAUGCCAUAUCCGCGAGCGAUGAUGCCCUACCAAGGCUCAGCAAGACACCAACUAUCAGCAAAGAAUCUCUAAAAGUAGCUGUUACAGAUGAAGAAGUUGACUUUGCUAAAACUAAAAAAGGACACAGAAAAACGAUGUCUUUAUCAAAUCCUUUAGAAAUCGUCAAAAAUCUGGGAGAUGAGUGGUUUGAAUCAGCUAGAAGAGAAUUAGACAAAAAUAAUGACAAGAAGAAAUCAAGAGAGAGUCUAUGGAGCGAAGAAGAUCGUGAUUCUAUCCAUGGCUCAUCGAUGAAACUUGACCAAAUACGGAAGAACAGCAAAAAAGAAGACAAAAAUCAGGCAAAUCUCAGAAAAAUCAGUACAACCGAAGCACCUAAAACUAGGAAAACUAGCAAAGGUUCAUCAGUUAGUGCAUUAAAUUUUCUCAGAAGAAAAAAGACGCCAACUUCUACAAAGCCUGUAGAAUCAGUUGCUGAAGAUGACAAGGGAUUACGACCAGAUGAAAUCAUGGACCGUACAAAGCUAUUUUUAGAGAGUGAAAAACAGUUUGCCGCUAUCACAGCUACGAGGCCUGUUAGGCCAGUGGAGACAGACUCUGAAGACGAGCCUCCUACGCCUAAAAUGAAUGAACAUAGAAGGAGAUUGAGCAGGCAGACAUCUCGAAGUAAAAGUAAGGUUAGAGGGAAAAGUCAAUCUCUUAAAGUGAAUACUUUAAGAAAAUCACAUAGUGGGACCUUAAAGAAAGGAAAAAAGAAGAGUGUGAAGACCCCUUCAUCUGGGAGAAGUAGGCAGGCCAGCAUCGUGGAACAAACUCCAAUCGCUAAGAAAAAACAUUCAGACUCUACAAAGCCGAAUUCUUGGCUGUUCAGUGGAUCUCGAGGAGAGUCGCGGCGCGAGGGCUCGACAGACGAACCGACAGCACCCGACGGUGACGUAGACACCAGCGAUGCUAACACCAAGGAACCUGACAAAGAUAACAAUUGGCGGUCCCCGGCGACAGGUGGCGGGCGCGGCGUCAACCGAGCGGAGAGUUGUCGCGAGCGGGAUGCUCCCCGACGCGGCAAACAUCGCAACGCUAGCGACCCCAACCGACUGACUGCACACAACAACCAUGACCUGGAGCCAGGCGCGGCUACCGCCCCCUCCGGCAGCUCCAGCAGUUCCAGCCUAUCGUCCAGGAGUAAUGAGAGCAACACCGUCGCUGCUGAGCAGCAAGCCUCUCAAUCCGACUGGUCGGAGGAAGAGGAACCGCUGGCGGCGCAGUGGGCGGACAGCCUGCCGCCGCAUGUACUCGACGGGCUCGACCUUUCCGCCGCACUCAGGAAGAGGCAGGAGGUCAUACAUGAAUUAAUCGUCUCAGAAGGAUCACAUGUCCGUUGGUUGCGAGUAUUAAGCGGAGUAUUUCUACGGCCUUUGGAGAGGCACGCGUCUCUCCUGGCGGCUGACGAGCUCCGCGCUCUAUUCCCCAACCUUCCAGCUGUGAGGGAAAGGCACUCUCGCCUCUACUCCGACCUCCGGACUGCGAGGAAUGAUGCAGGGAACCAUGUUGUACAGAUACGACCCGUUGCUGAUGCGUUGUUGAAUACGUUGGGCGAGUCAGGCUACGCGCUGUGCGUGUCGAAGUUCUGCCGCGGUCAGCGCAUGGCGCUGGACGCGCUGCGCGAGCGGCGCCGCAAGAGCAAGGAGCUGCACCAGUUCCUCGCCGCGCGGGAACAACUGCCGCACUGCGGGCGGCUGCAGCUCAAGGACAUGCUCGCCUGCGUCUGGCAGAGGUUGACAAAAUACCAGCUUCUACUCGAAGGUAUCCUGAAGACUGUGGGGGAAGGCGAAGAGACAGAGGAAGACGUAGCGAAAUUGCGACGAGCUCACGAUGUCGCCAAGGAUGUACUGCACAGGGUCGACACUGCAAUCAGAACCGCUGAGAAUGAACACAGAUUGCGCACAAUCCAGAGUAAGUUGGAGAUUCGAGUUCCGAGCGCGAGUGAGUGGGACGAGCUCCGACGCCUGGACCUCACGCAACAUCGCCUCACAACAGAGGGAGACCUCACUCUUAGGAACGACUCCUCCAAGAGGAUCAAUGUUCUUGCGCUGAUGUUGGAAGACAGCCUGGUCCUGCUGCAGCGAGAGAGCGACAAGUUCGUGCUCAAACCUAUCCCGCUGCCGAGCCAGUCUCUCAUGCUCUCGCCGCUCAUCAAGUGGGAUAAGGUACUGUUCCGACCUAACGCGGCGGUGCGCAAUACGUUCUUCCUGAUGAACAUCAACGGAGUACAGAUGCACGAACUCUCCGCCAACUCAGCGCCGGAGUACGCCUCCUGGGUGAAGCACAUCCAAGAAGCCCCGCUGGCGAAGCUGACCGACCUGAAGGCGAGCAUACCCACGCAACACGCGCACUCACGCUCCGCCGACGACUCCGGAAUAAACGUAUCCCGUAAUCCAUCGGACGCUUCAGAGAAAUCAUCGUCGACGGCACCCGGAGACGAACCGGUCGAGCCGGAAAAAGACCGAACCUCCGUAGAGAGGACAUCUGCUGAACGGGAGGACAAGAGGUCAGAGGAGGAAAAGAGGACUAUUGAGGCGGAGGAUAGGAGUUCAACUGAUAAGGAGGCAGAGGUUAAUGAUAAGGAUGACAAGCAUAAACCCCGCCGGCCGACCGUGGGUCGCAUCAGUACGCAGGGCCCGGCGGCGCCCCCGCUGGAGUCCCCGGUGGCCGUCACGGUCCGCGCCCCCGCCGCGCACGCCGCGCUCACCGCACACACGGUCUACACACACGCUGAGCGCCUUCGCCGCCUAGAUGCAGUGAUCUCGAAGGCACUGCGCGCGAAGUCAUCGAUAGUGGGUUCAGUGCUCGGAGUACCGCCGCAGAACUUUGCCCAGUUCGCAGAUCUCGCCGUCGCCGACGCAUUAGGAGAAGUUGACGUAUGCGGCGAGUUGCGCGCGUCCCGGCCCCCGAUGUCGCGCAGUAGCAGCGUGGAGGACGACGCGCCCGUCGCCGACCUGCACCAACUACUGCUCGCUGCGCACGCGCAGGCGCACGAGCUGACGCGCGGCGUGCAGCGCGCGCUGCGCGUGUCGGAGGGGGCCGCCGUCGCCGCGCGCGCACGUGCUGGACGGUGCGACUCGUGCCGCGCGCGGGUACACCAACGCCCGCAAUCAUUCGAAAUGCUACCUGCUCCGGAAGAACUUGACGUACCGACGGACACCCUCGACCCGGUAGACGCCGACGUCUUGGAGAAAGAGCUGUCGGAAGCCCUCACGGAUUACGAGCUACCUCUACACUCUAGCGGCUGUGAGGACAAUGAGGACGAUGAGAUCGAGAGCAGCGCGUGGGCGGUCCGUCUGGCGCCAGUAUGCGGCGGGCUGCAGGCGACACUGUCGCGCGCGCUGGCCGAGCUGGGCGGGCAGCGCGCCGCCGCCGCCGCGCGACAACACGCCGCCGCGCUGCGCGACAUCAACGACGCGCUGCGGGCCCGUCUGCGCCCCGAUCACCAAACGACAGAAGAGAUCUCCAUCCCCAAGGCGGGAUUGGACUCGUCUAUACAGGACCAGCCUAGUAAUGGCGGGUGAUGUAGCAGCCCUUGUAAGAAUAGUAAGCGAAACCCUGACGUAUUGGCGUAGUGAUAUUACACUCACUAAUCCUGGCUGGCCCACGACGGACAAACUAACACGCGACAAAACGACUUGAUCAACUAAUGCCUAGCAGUUUCGAACAUCGUCGCAACAUAACACACAAACAUAUAUUUGUAGCGGUCGCCGCGUGUUACCCAGCACGACAGAACUUGUAUAUUUUGUAAUAAUAUUUUAUUAUUAUAUUGUUUUCGUUUAUUACAAGAAAGUACUGCAUUAUUUAGUAUUAUCGAUUAUUAUUCCAGAGGUAAGGAGUUGAAGUGAUUGACUAGAUGAAUUUUUUAAUGUUAUUUUUGUCUUGUCAUCUCGAUGUUCGCAAAGAUUAAGUUAUAUGUUAAAUGUCUGUAAAUAAUAUAGCGGUUGUAGUAUAUAAGUGACAACAAUAAUGUAUCAUUUAUUAUAUAUGAUUUUGUGUAUACAUUUUAUCUUUUAUUUUUUUCAUUUUCCUUUAUUUGCGUAUAUAUUUUGUUUUUGUAGU
Spodoptera exigua (beet armyworm) is the source of this 4722-nucleotide messenger RNA. Lineage: Eukaryota; Metazoa; Arthropoda; Insecta; Lepidoptera; Noctuidae. The record is from the annotation of a GenBank genome assembly.